Molecule: messenger RNA, 482 nt
Organism: Ornithodoros turicata
Lineage: Eukaryota; Metazoa; Arthropoda; Arachnida; Ixodida; Argasidae
Product: histone H4-like
Exons: 2
Coding region: 1-312 (103 amino acids)
Biological process (GO): nucleosome assembly
Cellular component (GO): nucleosome
Molecular function (GO): structural constituent of chromatin; DNA binding; protein heterodimerization activity
Source: RefSeq, a predicted model, not a curated record
AUGAAGGGCCAACGGCGCGGCAUUCAGCCCCUCGGCAAAGGAGGAGCCAAGCGUCAUCGCAAGGUUCUUCGGGACAACAUCCAGGGCAUCACCAAGCCUGCUAUCCGCCGUCUGGCUCGCCGCGGUGGCGUGAAGCGCAUCUCUGGACUCAUCUACGAGGAGACCCGUGGAGUGCUCAAGGUAUUCCUGGAGAACGUCAUCCGCGACGCUGUGACUUACACCGAGCACGCCAAGCGCAAGACGGUGACUGCGAUGGACGUCGUGCACGCCCUCAAGCUCCAGGGCCGCACCCUCUACGGCUUCGGUGGCUAAGCGACUCGCUCCGCGGAUAUCCAGACCAGCGUCCACGAAAACAGCAGACACAAAAAACGGCCCUCUUCAGGGCCACCCAAAAGCCUGAGCGUGAGGCUCGCCUAUGCGUUAGCAUGGAAAACACCCAACGAGAGAGGUUUUGCAGUGUUAGUGUUGCGUUCGCUCGCUAC